Molecule: messenger RNA, 2208 nt
Organism: Rotaria sp. Silwood2
Lineage: Eukaryota; Metazoa; Rotifera; Eurotatoria; Philodinida; Philodinidae
Source: the annotation of a GenBank genome assembly
AUGUUUCAUUAUUAUCUUUUUUUUCUAUUCAUAUCCUUAAUUAAAUCUUGUCCAUUAAAAACAGUUGACAGUCGUUCCGGUUGUUAUUGUGGUAUUGAAAUCGAUGGUACAAAUUAUAUUCAAUGUCAACCGAAUUCAAUUGAAAUCAUUCCAGAAUUUACUCGUUCAUAUAUUCAUGAUAAAUUAAAUUUGUCAUCUAAUUUUAUACGUAAUAUAACAUAUGAAUCAUUUAAUAAAUUACGAGUUAAAAAAAUAUAUUUACAAAAUAAUUUAAUUGAAUUUAUUGAUAAACAAUCAUUUAAUAAUAAUUUACUUAAUUAUCUUGAAGAACUUCAUAUUGAUAUGUUAAAUAAUGGUAGUUUAGAAUUUCUAUGUUAUGGUACAUGGCAAAAACUUCGUUUACUUGAAUUAUCAGGUUUCAAUUUCGAUCAAUAUCAAAUUUGUUUUGAAAAAUUUUAUCGUCUUGAAAAAUUAAUUAUAAAAAAUUCUAAAAUUAAUUUUUUAUCAUCAUAUUUAUAUCAACUUCCAUAUUUAUAUGAUUUAUCAUUAAUUAAUAAUCAAAUUGAAUAUUUAAAUUUUAAUAAUAAUCGUUUAAUACAUUCAUCAUCAUCAUCAGUUAAAAUAUUUAAUUUAACAUCAAAUCAACUUCGUACAAUACCAAAUGAUUUAUUUCAACAAAUGCCAUUAUUACAUACACUUGAUCUUUCACAUAAUUUUAUUGAAAAUUUACCAAUUAUUAAUCCAAAUAAUUUAUUAUAUAUUAAUUUAAGUUAUAAUUUAAUAAAUUAUAUUCAAUUAAAUGAUAAUGAAAAUAAUUAUGAUUUAUCAUAUAAUCCCAUAUGUACAUUAGAAAAAAGUGAAUCAAAAAAAAAUUUAUUUGUAAAAAAGAUUACUCAGUUACAUUGUGAUUGUCGUUUAGCCUUUUAUCUUGAUGAAAAUUUAAUAAAUAAAUCAAAAAUUAUAGGAAUUAAUCAACCAUUUGAUAAUGAAACAAAAUGUUCAACACCAAUAUCAUUUCAUGGAUUAUUUUUAAAAGACUUAACUUAUGAACAAUUAUUAUCAACAUGUUCAAAUGAUUUGCCUGUUCAUUGUAGAGAAGUUAUUCAUUUUAAACAAAUUGAAAAAUAUACAAAUUAUAUUAUGGAAACGACAACUAUGACGUCAACAAUGCAAUCAACAAGAAACACGACGCAGAUCAAUAAAGUUACUCAAAAGUUAAAAAAUCGUCUUGAAAUAUCAUCAUUUCGUUUGACAUCUUUCUAUACCAGCUACGAAAAUAACAGUUUAACAGUCUAUUGGGAUUUUGAUCCAACAUUCUCAUUGAAUUAUGUAACAUUCAUACAAUUUCAAAUAAUUCUUGAACAAGAUUCUUCAUUAAAUACUCAAACUAUUCGACGAAGUGGUUAUAUAUCACCAUAUCUUAAACAAUAUACUAUUCAUCAUAUUCCAUCAAAUAAAAACUAUUAUGUUUGUUUACUUUUAACACGAUCUUCUUUUGGUACAGAUAAAUACUGUCGAGAAGCCCGAACAAUAACAACGACAACAACAGCAACAACAAUAAUAUCUAAUACAAUUUUAUCUAAACAAGCAUUUAUUCACAUGCUGUUUACCAAUCGUUCUGUUGUAUUUGGUUUUCUAUUUGGUACAAUUCUAACGACUAGUCUCCUGCUGGCAUUAGUCUUUCUCUGUCAUUUACGGUCUAAACGACAAUGUUAUCGACGUGCAGCAUCAUCAUUAUUUCAUCAUCAACAACAAAAACAUUAUUUAUAUGUUGAUAGGAAUGAUGAUGAUGGAACUUAUUCAAAUUCGAUAUUUUCAUCGUCAUCAUCAAAAUAUAAUCAUUUUAAAAGAAGUCCUCCUCGAACAUGUUUUCCAUCAUUACCAUCCAAUCAAUCAUGGUAUCGUCGUGGUCUAACACAAUUACCAACAGCACCACUACCACCAGCUUGUUGUUUUCAUCACCAUCAUCAUCAUCAUCUUACACCGGACACAUCGAUAAGUAGUAGUACAACACCCCGACGCAUUACAUCACUAUCAUCACAAUAUAGCAAUGAAAUGGAUAAAGAACAAAUGACGUCAACAUCAAUAGUGAGUAGCACUAAUUCAGAUGAACAAACAAAUAAUAGUCCAGCUAAACAUGUUUAUGAAGAACUUGCAGAUGAAACGACAAUGUUAAGGCGAAAUAAUAUAACUGAUGUAUUUCUUUGA